AAGUUGUGCCUUUUCUAAAAUGGAGGGAUCAAGCAGUUCGCAUUUAAAAGGAAACGUCGGGUCUCUAGAGAAUCGAGAAAUAACUGAAAAAGGUGAAUACGUACGACCUGAAUCUGGAUUUCGUAAUUGGAUAUCUGCUGAUGGAACAAGUGGCUUCAAGGCUGAAGCAGGUCGUUACCAUUUAUAUGUGUGCUAUGGAUGCCCUUGGGCACACCGUACAUUGAUUUUGAGAAAGCUGAAAGGAUUGGAAAAUGUGAUAGCAGUUGAUUUUGUGGAUUGGUUGCUGAAGAAGCCAGAGGGAUGGAGAUUUAGCAAGGAGAAAUCGGGAUGCACUCGUGAUACUGUGAAUAACUUUGAAUUCCUCAGUGAGGUGUAUAAAUUGUCAAAUCCCACAUACUCUGGUAAUUGGACUGUUCCUGUUUUGUUUGACAAAACCAAUAAGGUCAUCGUCAGCAAUGAGUCCAGUGAUAUCAUCCGCAUGCUCAAUACAGAAUUCAAUGAUUUUUGUGAAACAGAAAAUCAAGCAAACCUUGAUCUGUAUCCUAUAGAACUUCGAGAAAAGAUUGACGGUAUUAAUGAGUGGGUUUAUAGUGAUAUAAACAAUGGAGUCUACAGAUGUGGUUUUGCAAGCUCACAAGAAGCUUAUGAUAAAGCUGUCUUAAAACUGUUUGAGUCGUUGGAUAAGGUGGAGCACAUACUUGCAAAGAACAGAUACCUCACGGGUGCCAAAAUGACUGAAGCAGAUAUCCGACUCUUUGUGACACUAAUACGAUUUGAUGUUGUUUACCAUUGUCACUUCAAGUGCAACAAGAAGAGAAUACUGGAUUAUCCUAAUCUAUAUGGAUUUAUGAAAGAUAUCUAUCAGUCUGCUGGCAUUGCUUCCACGGUGAAUUUUGAUCACAUAAAGAAACUUUAUCAGGUCAGCCAAAGCACGAUUAAUCCUUACGGUAUUGUGGCAAUUGGUCCUGAUUUGGAUUUGAUGUCUUUCCAUGGUCGUGGUGAACUUUGACUUGCAAUGCUUUGCAAUACCGCAAUUUUGUAUUGUAAUUUUGAUAAUGAACUAGCCUUGUUCGAAAAUGUCCACAGAUUAACAGCUGUGUACUUUGCAGGUGUAUGGAAGCUGAAGUAUGAAGAGAAGGCCUUUGCUUGUCUGUAGCAUGCUCAAAAAGUACAAUGUCAUGUACAUAGUACAUAGUACAAUACUAAUAUCUUCAUGAUAAAGAA
Messenger RNA from Xenia sp. Carnegie-2017, 1224 nucleotides. Its product is annotated as glutathionyl-hydroquinone reductase YqjG-like. Gene Ontology annotation, molecular function: glutathione transferase activity. Gene Ontology annotation, cellular component: cytoplasm. The record is from RefSeq and is a predicted model, not a curated record. Lineage: Eukaryota; Metazoa; Cnidaria; Anthozoa; Malacalcyonacea; Xeniidae. Bases 20 to 1009 code for a protein of 329 amino acids. The transcript has 8 exons.